AUGGUAUCCAUUAGUGGUAAGUCUAUUGUAUGGCUGCAUACAGUUUGUGCUUCAGGUGCUUUCGUUGUGGCACUAUUGCUUGGCUAUAAUCUGCAUUUUGAUAAGAUUGUCCGUAAUGCACAUUACGGUUAUCCCGAUGAAUGGUUCCCCAGUGUGUCUGCCACUAUUGGCGAUCGAUACCCUGAAAGAUCAGUUUUCCAAAUUGCGAUUGCACUAACAGCUAUGCCUAGAUUUUUACUGUUGUUGCUUCAUUGGUUUAAGACACGUUCCUUAUGGGGUCCUAUUGUUGGCGUUCUAAGGACGGUCACAUGUGGAGGCUGGGUAUACAUUACUAGUACAGAUGAUCAUAACGUGCAUGAUGUAUUUAUGAUUUCCUAUAUCUUUUUGACUAUCCCCUGGGAUGUCUUUGUGCUUUCUCAUGCUGAAUGGAAGAAGCCAUUGCGUAUAGUGGUGGCACUCUCCUUCUUUGGAACCUUGAUACCGCUAGUUUAUUGGUUCAUCGAACAUAACUUUAAAGUAAGAGCAGGAGCGUAUUCUAUAUACGCUUACUUUGAAUGGUCAUUGAUUAUUCUAGAUGUCCUCUUUGAUGGUUUGAGCUGCAAAGAUAUGGAAAAUAUUACUUUAACAUUCGCUGAUGGCAUUUCAUCGGCUGCAAAUCAAGUUUCUGCCCCACCAAAAAGAAGAACUAGAUCCGAUUAUCAAAAUAUGGGAAAGUACGAAAAUGAUUCGAAUGUAUCUGUAGAUGAAUCUCUGGAAGAGAUUAAUAUUGUGGUUGAAGAGCAAGAAGAUAUUAUUUAUGCCCCUUUAAGUUCUUAUAUCAAACAGGAAUCUGUAAUUUACAUUCUAGUGAAUGUGUUUGAUUCUUUCAUGUUUUGGACAAACCUCACUUCGUUGUUGUGUAUUAUUUGGUAUUUCCCGCUUUGGUAUAUGGGCAUUUCCGGUUAUGAAGCUACCAUUGCAGCAGUAUUGAGUCCAAUUUUACUAUGCAUUCCUUUCGUGCCCAUUUUAGUCCAUCAAUAUGGACCAUUGUUGGGCAAUGUUGUCGGGAUUGGUGCAUAUUUGAUUCAGCACCCUGAAACUAGGUUGAUCACGGUGGCUGUAGCUGUUGGUCUCAGCACGAUGAAUUUUGUUCAGACGUUAAGAAGCAUCUCCAGAGAACCAGCUUGCGUCACUCAGUAUGCAGUGGCAUGGAGCUUUGGUUUAGUUGCUAGUGUUAUAUUGAAGAUGGCUUUCUAUUCAAAUAAUCCAAUUUGGCCUAUUAUGAACGAAGAAAAUGGAGGUUGGAAUAAGACAGGUUUGAUCGUUGCCACAGUUUUUGCAAUCUUCACUCCAUAUAUUAACAGUUGCCAUUAUGCUGUUGACGCCAACGGCGAAAAUUCCGCACCUUCAGCCUUACAAACUCCUUUAACGUUGCGUAAAAAACUCCUGGGCUCUCUUGGUCUUGGUGCUUUGAUUUUCUCAAUUCACCAGUUGCUUACUGAUUCUUCUACUUUAAUAUACUGGUCAUGGGAAGGUUGGUCCCAAUCCGCUCAGAUGGGACCUCUUCCAUGGCCCUUUGCUGCAUUGACCUGUGUUGUUAUGUCAUUUGCAGCCACAUCGUCAUGGAAAUUUGCCCAUUCAACAAAAUCCACUCCUAUCUGGACAUUGGUUUUGUCCACUCUAGUAUUAGGUAGCAAGCAUAUUACUGGGUGGUACAAAUUUAUCCUGGGUGGAUUACCUUAUGCAUACUCCGUUCUAUUAUUUGUCCCAAAUUACUUCAUCACCGUCAAUCAAGUUUCUAACAUAAAUUUCACAGCUUCCUUUGUGACAUAUGUGAUAUUAACGCUAUCUCAUGUUUGGACAGUUGCUUACGCGUUUGUUCCAUAUGGCUGGGUUUUAAGAGAACGUUUAGAUUGUGUACUAGCUACAGCAAGUCUUUUAAUUGUUGCUGGUUCAAAUGAAUACCGUGAGACUAUUCAUAUCAAUUCUGCCUACAUGAAAAGGCUCUUCUUGCUACUGGUUGGGUUUAUUGUUGCGAUUGCUUAUGUUACAGAGCAGCUAAGACCUACAGGAGUGCCUCAGCCUUAUCACCCGGACUCAGAACUGCUAACCGCUGGUAUCUGGACAGUGCACUUUGGGCUUGAUAAUGAAAUGUGGGCAAGUGAAAAUCGGAUGAUCGAUUUGAUCCGCGAUAUGGAAUUAGAUAUUGUCGGGUUACUGGAGACGGACACACAGCGUAUAACUAUGGGUAACCGUGACCUAACUUCACGUAUGGCUCAUGAGUUGCAGAUGUAUGCUGAUUAUGGACCUGGUCCAAAUAAACAUACAUGGGGGUGUGUGCUCUUAUCUAAAUUUCCAAUAGUUCAGAGUGAGCAUCAUCUCUUACCAUCUCCCGUUGGGGAGUUAGCACCGGCUAUACACGCGAUUCUCGAUGUGUACGGCGAAUUAAUUGACGUUUAUGUGUUCCACAGUGGUCAGGAGGAAGACGAGCUUGAUAGGAAGUUACAGAGCGAGGGAUUACGUGACCUGAUGGGUGCCCAUGACAGACCUGCCAUUCUGCUAAGUUACUUGGUUACAGAGCCACACAACGGAAAUUACAACAAUUACGUGAGUGAUAAAUCCGGUAUGCACGAUAUCGAUCCUGAGGAUGACGAUAGGUGGUGCCAGUACAUAUUGUUCAAAAACUUAAAACGUACAGGAUUUGCUAGAGUGUCCAGAGGCACCAUUACAGACACGGAAUUACAAGUUGGUAAAUUUCAAGUACACCAAGAACCCAAUUCUCAUAAAGCAAUUAAACGCCUAGAUAAGAACGAAGUUGAACAAGAUAUGAGAUUCCCUGAUAAAUUCCUUGGGGAAGGUGAAAGAGGACAUAGGUAUCAUGUAUUUGAAGAACCGAGGUAUUACGAUUAA
Eremothecium cymbalariae DBVPG#7215 is the source of this 2889-nucleotide messenger RNA. RefSeq names its product Cwh43p (gene CWH43). The coding region runs from base 1 to 2889 and encodes 962 amino acids. The record is from RefSeq and is a predicted model, not a curated record. Lineage: Eukaryota; Fungi; Ascomycota; Saccharomycetes; Saccharomycetales; Saccharomycetaceae. Gene Ontology annotation, biological process: fungal-type cell wall organization; GPI anchor biosynthetic process. Gene Ontology annotation, cellular component: endoplasmic reticulum. The transcript has a single exon.